AUGAAUACAAGAAGAGGAAAUGCAGGGAGGACGCAAGAGGAGAAUGUCAAUGAGGGAGCUCCUCCCCAAGAUCCUCAAGCUCCUAAUGAAGAAGGGGCUUUGACUAAUGUGGAUAUAACGUCGGCUCUCCAAACAUUGACUCAUGUUUUGACGACUCAAGUCACUAGGUAUGAUAGAGCUCAUAAGAAUCCCAAUGCAAGUACAACCGCUUCAAGGAUUAGGGAUUUCACAAGAAUGAAUCCCCCUAAAUUCUAUGGCUCCAAAGUGGAUGAAGACCCACAAGGGUUUAUUGAUGAAGUGUUUAAGGUGCUUAAUGUUAUGGGUGUGUCUCCAACAGAGAAGGCGGAACUAUCCGCCAACCAAUCAAAAGAUGUGGCUCAGCAAAUUGAGGAACAAAAGCUCAAGCAAGUGAAUAGUAAAGUAAAGAGGGCAAAGACCGAUGAUGGGAAUUAUUCCAAGGGUAAGUUUGAGGUACAAGGUAAACCAAGGUUCAAGAAGAGGUUUUCUAAUCAAGGCUCCUCUAGCACUCCAAGAGUCAACAAAGAUAGGGUGUCUAACCCUAAGCCACAAGGAGGUAAUAGUGGUAGCUCUUAUGUUGAUAGGCCUAAUUGUGCAAAGUGUGGUAAAUAG
This is a messenger RNA of Solanum verrucosum, 630 nucleotides long. RefSeq lists its product as uncharacterized. Lineage: Eukaryota; Viridiplantae; Streptophyta; Magnoliopsida; Solanales; Solanaceae. Bases 1 to 630 code for a protein of 209 amino acids. The transcript is spliced from 2 exons. The record is from RefSeq and is a predicted model, not a curated record.